Molecule: messenger RNA, 2001 nt
Organism: Cornus florida
Lineage: Eukaryota; Viridiplantae; Streptophyta; Magnoliopsida; Cornales; Cornaceae
Product: protein JINGUBANG
Exons: 1
Coding region: 166-1569 (467 amino acids)
Molecular function (GO): protein binding
Source: RefSeq, a predicted model, not a curated record
UCUUCCAGUUGGUUUUACUUAUAUGAUUUGUCAAAGUAGCCGUUGCAGUACCCCUCUCUCUCUCUCUACACCCCCUCUCUCUCUCUCUAAAAAUUAAUUAUGAACACCUGUUUUCCAUAGAUUCCACUCUAGAUUUAUUUGUUUUUGGUAGGUACCCUCCGCUCCAUGGUAGUAGUUAAUUUCUUUAGUAUAAAACAAUCCCCAAAACCUCAACUUUCUCCUGUAUAUUUCAAUUCCUCUUCUCCACAAUUUCACCCGUCUCUCUCUCUCCUGUCAAAAAAAAAAGAAGCAAUAACCCUUCUUUUUCUUUUCAAUAACAGAAUUGAAGAAGACAUGGUGAAUCCAAUAUUGAAUCCUCUUAUUUCAGACAAGAAACUAUCAACAACCCCAUUGUUAUCUGCCGCAACAACAAGCAGCAGCAGCGCCAGCAGCGAAGCCGACGACAGCCCUGUGACAUCUGAUCGUUUCGAGCCACACCUCCUCGCCAAACAUCAAAUUUCAAGCGUACCCUGUUCGGGUUUCUACUCGUAUAAAUCGCUGGCUGUGCUGUCGGGCCAUAUCGGAUCGGUUUCGUGCCUGGCCUUGUGCGGCGAGUUCAUCCUGAGCGCCUCGCAGGGCAAGGACAUCAUAGUGUGGCAGCAGCCUGACCUCCGGCAGUUCACGAAGUUCGGACAAGGCGACGGCUCGGUGAAGGCGCUCGUCACCGUGGGCAACAAGGUCUUCACAGCGCAUCAAGACAGCAGAAUUAGAGUGUGGAAGGUGUCGAGGAGGUCCGAAAAUGUGUUCAGACUCGUCGACACUCUUCCCACUACUAAGGACUAUUUGGGGAAAUUCAUGAAGCAAAGCAAUUAUGUACAGACUAGAAGACACCACAGGCGUUUGUGGAUUGAGCACGCCGAUAGCAUCUCGUGCUUGGCGGUCUACAACGGGUUGAUCUACUCCGGGUCCUGGGACAAGACUCUAAAAGUGUGGAGGGUUUCGGAUUUGAAGUGUUUGGAAUCAAUCAAGGCUCAUGAUGAUGCCAUCAAUGGGCUGGUGGCAAGCAAGGGGGUGGUGUAUUCGGCGUCGGCGGACGGGAAGAUCAAGGCGUGGGGGAAGGAGGGGAAGGGCUCACAUUGCUUGAAGGGAAUCUUGGAGGGGCACAAGGACAUUUCGUUGAAUUCAGUGAUCGUUUCGGAGGACGGGAGGGUGGUUUACGGAGGGGGGUCGGAUGGGUAUUUGAUGGGGUGGUUGGGGAAUGAGGGAUUUGAUAGUUGGAAGAUGGUUUGUGAGGUGAGGGCUCAUGAAAUGGCGGUUUUGUGUGUGUGUUUGAUGGGGGAGUUUUUGUGCAGUGGCUCAGCUGAUAAGAGUAUUGGGAUAUGGAAGAGAGAGGUUAAUGGUGGACUGUUUAGGGUUGGGGUCAUUAGGGGUCAUGAAGGGCCUGUCAAGUGCUUGCAGGCUUCACCUAGUAGUGUUGGAGGCGGAUGUUUGCUUUACAGUGGAAGUCUUGAUAAGAGCCUCAGAGUUUGGUGGGUUCCAAAGCACUCUUGUAAGGCUGAGGAAGAGAAAAAUCCAAUCAUCUUGUGCUAGGAGGUACAAUUUUUUUUUUUUUUUUUGAAAGGGUUGGGAAUGAUAGAGCACUGGUCCUUUUUUGUGUGUCUGCAGUGCAAGUUUGAUAGUCGUGUCUAUAGUCAAUCUCAAGAAUAUUGAAAAGAGUAUACUUUGGUUUAGAGUUUUGUGGUCAAGGUGGAGAGGGCCUUAUCCAUUUUGAAGUUGGUUUUUUUUUUUUUUUUUUUUUUUUUUUUUUUUUUUUUUUUUGAGUUACUAUUGUGAAUUGGUAUAGGGGUUUAAUAUAUUUUUAAAGGAUUUGGGUGCAAGGACAUGAUACAAUGUGUGGUCUUUCUUUUUUCUUUUUCUUUUUUCCCUCUUAAUUUAUGUAUUGGUAUAGAUUUAUAUCCUUUGUGAACUGUGAUUUAGGGCAUUGAGUGAUUCAAUUCAAUGCAAUAUACAAUUUUUUUUUUU